CACAGAACAAGGCACGUUUGAAGAGUACCUGACUUCCAUUCACUAAAACCAUGUGCCUAAACUGAAGAAGCUGGAACUCCACUUCCACAAAUGUUUGUGACCUUUGAAAAGAUGCUUUGCCUCAAAAAGCGUCAGUUUUGUCAUCUGUAAAGUGGAAAAAUGUUAAUCAGUGAAACUGCCUAUUUUUGGUCAGGAGCAAUGGCACAAAGUAGAUCCGAAGGAAGUUUGGUUGACAUGGAAGCCCAGAAACUCUCAAAAAAUUUCAGUGUUACAGAAUGCCAAGACCCAGACUUUCUUCACAAUUGGCCGGAAGCUUUUGCCCUUCAUGGUAAUAAUGCUUCCAAAGCUACGAAUCCAUUCUGGAAUGAACUGUCUGCUUCUAACCCAUUUUUGGAUGACAUAACUCAUCUAAGAAAGAACAGGAAGAGAGAUAAUAUUUCCAUCUUGAAAGAAGAUCCUUUUCUUUUUUUAAGAGAAGUAGAAAAUGGAAAUUCUUUUGAUUCCUCCGGUGAUGAACUCGAUGUGCGAAAAUUACUUAGGCAUUCCUCCUCAAGGAAAUCUGGAAGAUCUAAAAGUGUUUCAGAACUUCUGGACAUUUUAGAUGACACAGCACAUGCCCCUCAGAGUAUACAUAACUCUGACCAGAUCCUAGAACAAGACUUAGAAUGGCUUCAAAAUGACAGAGAAGCUUAUAAAAUGGCUUGGUUAAGUCAACGCCAGCUGGCCCGCUCCUGUCUGGAUUUGAAUACAAUUAAUCAGAACCCUGGAUGGGCCCAAACACAAGUUGCAGAGGUCACCAUAGUUUGUAAAUUAAACCACCAAGGAGGGUCGAUACAAUUACCUGAAUCAGACAUCACUAUUCAUGUGCCCCAAGGUCAUGUAGCUGUGGGAGAAUUCCAAGAAAUAUCUCUAAGGGCUUUUCUUGAUCCUCCAGAAAUGCUUAACCAUAGUCUUUCAUGCACUGUAAGCCCGUUGUUGGAAAUCACGUUAGGCAACCUUAAUACAAUGGAAGCCAUCUUGCUGGAGAUGAAAAUUGGGGCUGAGGUGAGAAAGGAUCCCUUCAGCCAAGUCAUGACAGAAAUGGUGUGUUUACACAGCCUGGACAGAGAAGGCCCUUUCAGAGUGUUAAGCAACUGUUACAUUUAUAAAGAUACCAUCCAAGUCAAGCUAAUGGACUUGAGUCAGGUGAUGUAUCUAGUGGUUGCUGCACAAGCUAAAACUAUUCAGUCACCAGCUGCCACCAUUUGGGACUAUAUCCACAAAACCACCUCAGUUGGAAUUUAUGGACCCAAAUAUAUCCAUCCCAGUUUCACUGUUAUUUUCAUAGUUUGUGGACACAGUUAUAUGCCAGGAAAGCUUACAAUCUCUGAUAUUAAGAAGGGUGGAAAAAACACAUCUCCAGUUGUAUUUCAGCUCUGGGGGAAGCAUUCAUUUUUGCUUGACAAGCCACAAGACCUAAGUAUUUCUAUUUUUUCAUGUGACCCUGAUUUUGAAGUAAAGGCAGAAGGAGAAAGGAAAGAAAUUAAGCAAAAACAGUUGGAAGCAGGCGAAAUAGUUCAUCAACCAUUUUUAUUUUCUUUAGUUGACCACAGAGAGAUGCACUUAUUUGUUUUCUGUGUUCAGGUGGAGCUUACCCAUGGUGAAGCAGUCGCACAAUUUUGUAUCACUACACCUGAUCCAGCCCCGAACCUAAAAAGGCUCUCAAAUCUGUCAGGUUAUUUGCAGAAGGAGAAGGAAAUCAAGUCUGCUCCUUUAUUACCAACAGUGCUUGUUAAAUAUCCCACAUUUCAAGAUAAAACUUUGAACUUUACCAACUAUGGGGUAACCUUGAAGGCAGUACUGAGACAAAACAAGAUUGACUACUUACUUGAAUAUUUCAAAGGUGACACUAUAGCACUUCUUGGAAAAGGUAAGGUCAAAGCCAUUGGACAGUCCAAAGUUAAAGAAUGGUAUGUGGGAGUCCUCAGAGGUAAGAUUGGACUUGUGCAUUCCAAAAAUGUCAAGGUGAUUUCGAAGGAACAAGUAAUGUCUACUUCAGAUAGCGUCUUUACAACCAGAAAUCUUCUUGAACAAAUUGCUCUACCUUUUAAAAAACUAACUUACAUCUACUCAGUUGUAUUGACCUUGGUGUCAGAAAAAGUUUAUGACUGGAAAGUUUUAGCUGAUGUCCUGGGUUACUCACAUCUGACACUGGAAGAUUUGAUUCAAACACAAGCAGACAAAGAGUCAGAAAAAGUUUCAUAUGUUGUGAAGAAGUUAAAGGAAGAUUGCCAUGCAGAUAAAAAUACAAGAAAAUUUCUUUACGAACUUAUUGUGGCUCUGCUGAAGAUGGAUUGCCAAGGGUUAGUGGCACAUCUCACCCAAGAGGCUGCUAUUCUGACUUCAGCCGUCAAGCUUGGAAAAGGCUGGAGGGAACUAGCUGAAAAGUUAGUACGACUCACAAAGCCACAAAUGGAGGCAUAUGAAAUUCCUCACCGAGGACAAGCUGGGGAUGUUGCUGUUGAGAUGAUGUGGAAACCUGCCUAUGAUUUUCUCUAUACCUGGAGUGCUCACUACGGAAAUAGCUACAGAGACAUAUUACAAGAUCUUCAAUCAGCUUUGGACAGAAUGAAAAACCCUGUGACCAAACAGUGGCGAGACCUAACUGGAGCUUUAAUACUAGUAAAUUCAUUAGAGGUUUUGAGAGUAACUGCAUUCUCCACUUCUGAGGAAGUAUAGAAAUGAAGGAUAUGUUUUUAAGGGGAGAAAAACUGUAGGGGGAGAAUGAGGAGUGUGUGUGUGCGAGUGUGUGUGUGUGUGUGUGUGUGUGUGUGUGUAAGAAAGAAUCUCAGAAAAGUAUCAUACUUAUCUUCUUCAUGUUUUAAAAUCUACAUUUUUUCUGAUGAAAGAACAGCCUAAGGGUAUCCAAGGAUGAGUUUUAUCAUCAAACAUAUAUUUCUAUGUAUGUUUCAUAUGCAAGCAUUAGGCUGCUUUGUUCCUCAGAAAGGAAAGAAAAACCCUCUUUCUUUCAUAGUUACUUUUAAUUUCCUUGAGUUAAAACAAAUGACUGUUAGAAUAAUUACAUCACACAGGUACCUGGAUAAUCUAGAGGCUCUGAAUGUGAAUGAGUGGAGUUUGACCAGGAAGCAAACAGGGAGAGAAGAGACACAGACAGACUCUGGGGCCAGUCAGGGCGUGGCAUGCUUUCUAUACGUGAUCUCUUUGAGAUCUCUUUUAUUCCCCAACCAACAUUUAUCCCCAUUUUUCAUGUGGAGAAACCAAGGACUGCAGAGAAUGCCCAAGGCUACAUAGCCAGUGUAAAAUAGGUUUUCUGUUUGAAAAACCUGUUUCUACUUCUUUAAAAAUAAAUCAUACUAUAUAGCAGAGUAUUAAAAAAUGCAUAUUAAAACUUACAGAGAAAUGGUAGCUAUUCCAUUGUAAUUGAAGCUUGCUCCUCUUUUUCACCAUCUCUUAAAAGAUUGCCAAGAGGAAAACAGGACGUACCAGAAAUCUGUUGUCUGCAUACAUGGACCUCAUGUUUUCAUCAGCUUCCUUUGGCCUCUUAGGACCUAUGCCAUCCUGCCUAACUUGGACUUUUUCUGCAGGAUCAUAAUGCAAAGCAGUUCUUUAGCUCCAGGAAUUUUUAAUAACAGUAGUUAUUAAAAACAACAAUCAUCACCAAAAACCUGAUUUGUCACUGUUGAGUACAGCAGUCAUAACCA
This is a messenger RNA of Lemur catta (Ring-tailed lemur), 3701 nucleotides long. RefSeq names its product MET transcriptional regulator MACC1 (gene MACC1). Gene Ontology annotation, molecular function: protein binding. The transcript has 6 exons. The coding region runs from base 160 to 2718 and encodes 852 amino acids. Lineage: Eukaryota; Metazoa; Chordata; Mammalia; Primates; Lemuridae. The record is from RefSeq and is a predicted model, not a curated record. Gene Ontology annotation, cellular component: cytoplasm.